CGUCAGUCUACCCAUUCCCUUGCGGACGUCUCGGUUGGCCAGGUCACAACGGGAGGUGAGGGAUUGAUUCCUUUGCUUCGGUUAAGUUACGCUUGAGUUAUGGUUGGCAAGCCAGCCUAAACAUCCAUCAUCACUCUAGGUUCGAGGGAUAAAAGAGGCUCAGCUUGUUGGUGACGUGGAGCUAAGACAAGGUUAUAUACUAAGUUACGCGAGUUCCAAAGGGGAGCCUUUGCAUGACUCGGGGAAUUCUCAACCAUCAUGAGUGAAUCCCUUUACCGCAAAAAAGACAGAUUGUCGUUCGUCUCCCGUGACAACACCUUGAACCAGACUUCUACCGGUAUCAUACCCGAAUUAUUGCUCCCUCGACUGCCCUGGUUAUAAACCCUUCCGGGCGGCAAGGUGUCUAAGCUUUCCCCACCCUACCGCCUUCAUCAACGGCAAGCUCCCGCUCGAAAGGAAAAAAGGAAAGAAAAUGCCCUCUCCGACACUCCACGGCUCCUCACGAACCCGUAAAUGGAUAUUGUCGAGUCCGCCGGUGGAAUGGGCUAUGAUGCAGUUGCAGGAGCUGUUGGUCAAUGCUCUACGCCAGGGAUCAGUUCCUCAACAUGUCGCUUUCGUCAUGGACGGGAAUCGCAGAUUCGCUCGGAGUAAUCAUAUUGAGACUGUGGAAGGACAUAAUAUGGGGUUCGAAGCACUGGCGAAGGCGCUCUGCUACAAGGCUGGUGUAAAGGUGGUCACCAUAUACGCAUUUUCAAUCGAAAACUUCAAAAGACCCCUCCAUGAGGUUAACGCGCUUAUGGAGAUUGCAAAGAUUAAGCUUUCGCAGCUGUGUCAGCAUGGGGAGUUGAUGGAUCGGUAUGGAGCGAGUUUAAGGAUUCUGGGACAUCGGUCGUUGUUGAGACAGGAUGUGCUCGAAGCUAUUGAGCAAGCGACAGAGAUGACGAAGCAUAAUGAUAAGGCCAUUUUGAACGUCUGCUUCCCGUACACCUCCCGGGAUGAGAUGACCACUGCAAUUCGGGACAUUACUGCGACUCCGGGAUUGAUGGACAUCGAGUCCAUAACCGAGAAAACUAUAACGCAACACAUGUUCACGUCGGACUGCCCACCGCUGGACCUCCUCGUGCGAACCAGCGGCGUGGAGCGGCUAAGCGAUUUCAUGAUGUGGCAAUGCCACCAGGACACCGACAUUGUCUUUUCCGACUGUCUCUGGCCGCAAUUCGACAUCUGGAAGUUCCUGCCCAUCCUGAUCAAUUGGGGCGUCAAGAGACGGAAGUUGGAGAAGGGGAGGGGCGACGUAGAGGUUCGGGGCGUCGGUAUGGGCAUGGGCGUAGGUAAGGGUGGUGGGUAUUGACUAUUAGUGAGAAAGGAACGGGGGUGGGUAUAUGGUGUUGUUGGGGUUGUCUGGAUGGGUAUGUUUGGCGUGGUUUGGAUGCUGGCCUGGGGGUGAGGUGUUUUGCAAGGAUGGAGUUGUUAUACUUGCUUGACUCGGUCUCUCUCUCCUUUUUUUUUUGUUCGGAGGUAGAUAUUUUGAUAGAGAUUUUGUGCUGUAUUUUUUUGCCCGUAAUACAUUAUAUCCUUUG
Messenger RNA from Tuber melanosporum (Perigord truffle), 1580 nucleotides. RefSeq lists its product as uncharacterized. Gene Ontology annotation, molecular function: ditrans,polycis-polyprenyl diphosphate synthase [(2E,6E)-farnesyl diphosphate specific] activity. NCBI's taxonomy places the organism in Eukaryota, Fungi, Ascomycota, Pezizomycetes, Pezizales, Tuberaceae. The transcript has 5 exons. Bases 548 to 1351 code for a protein of 267 amino acids. Gene Ontology annotation, cellular component: lipid droplet; endoplasmic reticulum; dehydrodolichyl diphosphate synthase complex. The record is from RefSeq and is a predicted model, not a curated record.